AUGUCGGUGGCCUUCUCGCGCGACUCGACCCGGCUAGCGUCAGCGUCAGACGACAGCACUGUCAAGAUCUGGGACGCAAGCAGCGGGACGUGUGUGCACACGCUCGAGGGCCAUAGCAGUAAUGUUAACUCGGUGGCCUUCUCGCACGACUCGACCCGGCUAGCGUCAGCGUCUUGGGACAGCAUUGUCAAGAUCUGGGACGCGAGCAGCGGGACGUGUGUGCACACGCUCGAGGGCCAUAGCAGUACUGUUUGGUCGGUGGCCUUCUCGCACGACUCAGCCCAACUAGCGUCAGCGUCAGACGACAGCACUGUCAAGAUCUGGGACGCGAGCAGCGGGACGUGUGUGCACACGCUCGAGGGCCAUAGCAGCCAUGUUAGGUCGGUGGCCUUCUCGCACGACUCGACCCGGCUAGCGUCAGCGUCUUCGGACAGGACUGUCAAGAUCUGGGACGCGAGCAGUGGGACGUGUAUACACACUCUUGAGGUUGAGAGAGUUCUUUUCGACUUAUCUUUCGACUCUACGGGUACUUCCCUCCAUACAGAAAUUGGAAUCAUCGCUAUCCCUCCUUUCCAGGUUUCUACUAGCACAGACAUGACAGCAUCAAAACCACAGUACCAAAAUAUCAGUCUAAGUCCAGAUAUGGUUUGGAUUGUGCGCGCCGGAAGCAAUGUACUGUGGGUACCGUCUGAGUAUCGACCGUCAAGGUCAGCCGUGAGUGGGGCUCUAGUAGGCAUGGGAGUAGGAUCAGGGAGGAUAUGGUUUUGUGAGGUGAAAUAG
Molecule: messenger RNA, 780 nt
Organism: Bipolaris oryzae ATCC 44560
Lineage: Eukaryota; Fungi; Ascomycota; Dothideomycetes; Pleosporales; Pleosporaceae
Exons: 1
Coding region: 1-780 (259 amino acids)
Biological process (GO): mRNA splicing, via spliceosome
Cellular component (GO): precatalytic spliceosome
Molecular function (GO): protein binding
Source: RefSeq, a predicted model, not a curated record